AAGGAGGAGUCUCGGACGGGGACCCGGAAGUGACUCGCGUGCGAAGCAAGGUGCUUCUCUCAACUUUUCUCGUAUCUCUGCGGCGGUUCCACAGCGCCCGUCCGUCUCGAAAGGCGGGACGGGAAUCGCGGAGCGCUCGGAGGAGGCGUGUCCCUCGGCGGCCCCCGUAGCCCGGCCCGGAAGUGUUGCCAUGGAGCCGCUUGGCGGCCCCGGAAGCAGCUCAGCCGUUAGGAGUCGCGGAGGCGGCGGCGUGUCGUCCGGGGCUCCAGGAACGAGGUGUUUAAUCCAGAGUUUCCAGAGUUGCCCAGAUGGCGUUGCCUACAAUCCCUUCGUUUUGGAGCAACCGCAGCAGAGCCCUUGAGCAGCAGAUUGUGCACCACCGUGAGCAAGAAGCCCAUUUCCGGAAACUGUGGGAGCUGAACAGCCGCUAUUUUCAACAGUCUGGGGUCUACAGCUCAAAGCAGGCCCAGUGGAGUUCACGCCACUCCUACAAGCAAAGCAUGACCGCCUAUCACCGUGAGAAGCUUAAGGAAGAGAAGUGUCUCAGCCUGGAGCAGAGACGCAGGCAGCUCCAGAAGCUGCUCUUUGAGGAGCGUGAGAUGCUGGCAGCAGAGCUGCAGGAGCUGCAGCUGAACAAGGAUGCAGACCUGAGUGAAAAAAGGCGGAGACAUGACGAGCUGAAGUCAGCCAGAGAGGAGCGGAGAAAACAAAUUGCAGAGGAUUGUCUAUACGAGUGCUGGAAGAACAACAGCGCUAAGCUCCGAGAGGUUGGGUCCAAACUGCACAAGGAUCACGUGGUGGAGGCCUGGGGAGAUCAGCUGACUCAGAAGCAACAGCGAGAAACCACUGAGCGGGAAGAGAAGAUCCGUGCAGAAAACAAAUACGAGGCAGCCCGAAGCGAAGCCCUGGAGAGGAUGAAGGAGGAGGAGGAGAGGCGGAAGCAGGAAGAAAGGAAGCAGGCAGAGUUCCUGCGGCAGCAGAUGAAGGAGCUGCAGCUGCGGGAGGUGGAGGCCACAAAGCUGAAGAGGGAAGAGGAGAACCUGCUCAGGCAGCACUGGGAGCUGGAAGCCCUGGAGGCCAAGCGGAAGUGCCAGGAGCAGGAGAGGAAGAAGACUGAACUUGGGCGCUUUCUGAGGCACCAGUAUCAAGCCCAACUGAAGAGGCGAGCCCAGUGGAUCCAGGAGGAGCUGGAGAAGGACAGGCAGAUCCUCCUGGCGCUGAUGGAACAGGAGGACGAGGACCAGCGCCUGAAGUCUGCCCAGCGGGAGCAAGCGGUGGCUGUCGUGGCCUGGAUGAAGGAUGUCAUUGAGGAGCAGCUCCAGCUGGAAAAAGCACGGGAGGCAGAGCUGGAGACCGUCUUCAGGGAGGAAGCCAAGCAAGUGUGGGAGAAGCGAGAACAAGAGUGGGAGAAGGAGCGCAAGGCCCGGGACAGACUCAUGGCUGAGGUCCUGACGGAGAGGGAGCGCCAGAUCCAAGAGAGGAUGGAGAGGAACAGGCAGGCGCAGCAGGAAUCGGUGAAGUCCCGGGAGCUGCUGAUCCAGGAGCUUGAAGUGGCCAAGCAGCUGACGCACCGGGAGAAGGAAAAGGAGGCUGCGCUGAAAACUGAGCGCAGGCGGGAGUUGGAAGCGCAGCUCACAGAGCGGCAUCGGCAGGAGCAGGAGGAGCUGCAGUGCCAGUGGGAGGAAGCGGCUGAGACCAAGCAGCAGGAGCAGCGCAACGCGGAGCUGGAGCAACUGGCCGCCAGGCGCAUGAUGGAGCUCGGCUAUCGCAACAAGAGCUACCGCUAUCCCAAAGCAGCCUGGACCUAAAGAAGCGAGAGGGGGCUUGCUUUCCAGUUUCAGUAGAUUAAAAUCCUCAAUGUGGGAGCCGCUUCCUGGUUGCUUCCUGCUGGGGGUGCUGUGGGAGUAUUUGUAUAGAUUAAAAAGGAGAGAGGCUGGAGGGUUGCAGCCCCCCGCCCCCCCUCACACAGCAGCCCUCUCCUGCUGAAGGCUUUGGCCCUUCCUGGAGGGCAGGCACAGCUGUGGCUCUAAGAGGCUCUGCAGGUGGGGAUUGCUGAUCCUUCAAGGCACUUGAGGGAGAUAUGGGAUGGUGGUGGACAGACUCAGCCAGCAGGCAGCAGCUCAACCACACGCUGUCCUUGCAAGCAUUCACCUUCCCCAAACUUAGAUGUGGAAGCAGCAGCUACCUAUUAUUGCUGUUGGCAAAGCAGUGCAAGGAAGAAGAGGGUGGGCGGCUCCAAGCACUUCCCAUUCAGGCUCUGACAGGGAUGUCCAAAGGCUCAAUAAAGCUUUCUAACUCUCUUAUUGCAA
Podarcis raffonei (Aeolian wall lizard) is the source of this 2309-nucleotide messenger RNA. It is a transcript of the gene TCHP, whose product is annotated as trichoplein keratin filament binding. NCBI's taxonomy places the organism in Eukaryota, Metazoa, Chordata, Lepidosauria, Squamata, Lacertidae. The transcript is spliced from 13 exons. Gene Ontology annotation, cellular component: keratin filament. Gene Ontology annotation, biological process: apoptotic process. The record is from RefSeq and is a predicted model, not a curated record. The coding region runs from base 309 to 1808 and encodes 499 amino acids.